Paralichthys olivaceus (Japanese flounder) is the source of this 1983-nucleotide messenger RNA. RefSeq names its product proteolipid protein 2b (gene plp2b). Gene Ontology annotation, cellular component: membrane. The record is from RefSeq and is a predicted model, not a curated record. Lineage: Eukaryota; Metazoa; Chordata; Actinopteri; Pleuronectiformes; Paralichthyidae.
UUUUCCGGGCCGCCCCUGAACGCCUCAGCUCGGUGCCCAGCAGUACCAGAGGCUCCUGGGUGAAGAAGAAGACAACGCCCCGCGAUCAGACGCUCAGUCCCCGGGUCCCUCAGCUCCUCUGCUCCCCGGCUCCUCCCUCACACUGUUCUUUCCGAGGCAGAUCCGCUGUGACCGUGAAACCAACCGGGGAUUAUUACACCCUCAGCAGCCCCCCCAGCUCUUCCUCCCCCUGGCUCUCCGGAGAAGUUGACUCAACAGAAAAACUAACCGUCCGUCCGACGGUUAGCUUAACUUCCCGCCGCUAACUUAGUUCGUCCGCUCGGCUGUUGGCGUCGGAAGCUUUAUUUUUUUUUUUACUCUCGCUAGAAAUAAGUUAACUGUCGCAGAAUGGCGGACGCGACCACCUCCAGCCCCGGAGCCAACUGCCUGGAGAAGAUGACAAGUUACGUGAAGACCCAGAAAGGUGUGAUCCUCGCGGCAGAAAUCUUCAUCAGUUUAAUCAUCCUCAUCUGCUAUGCUGCCUCUAUGUAUGGAGGCUACUCUGCUGUGGCCAUCUGUGAGAUGAUCUUCGCCAUGGUCUUCUUCGCCAUCUUCAUGAUGGAGCUGGACAAGCAGAUCCAAGUGGUCAACUGGGUCUGGAGUGAUCUUUUCCGUGCCGGUAUCGGAGCUGUCCUCUACAUCAUCACUUCUCUGAUCUGUGUCAUUGGAGGAUCCCAGGACGGUGCUCGUAUCGCAGGCGGGGUGUUUGGUUUGAUCGCCAGCCUGUUGUUCGCUUACGAUACUUACACCAUCUUCAUGCAAAUCAAGAGCACGAGGCAGCACACGGCAGCUUCCACCGACGACAGAGUUUAAACACUCUAAGACGCUUGUGCCUGUGUUAAAAGCGCAGCAGCAGCAGAAGAAGAAGAAGAGGACAUUUAUGCAGACGUUAACAAAAGGGUGGAGCAAAGAAGACGAUGGACAGUAAAAUGAACAGGUCACAGUUUAAUCAAUUCCACUGAAAGGUGUGAACAGACGACAGAUUUGUUUUAGGGGCCUGCGCCUGAGAGGAGGGUGACACAGCCUGAGUGAGUGGUACCAAACAUCUGUGACUGCAUGUCAGAAGAAAUAAUGAGGCAAUCCUCUCAGAAACCUUUAGUCCAACCUCGAUGUACCACUGAUUAAAAAAGGGAAAACUGUAAACAACACACGGUGUAAAAGUUUGGUUGAUGUCGUCACGCAGCUUGUCUGAUACAUGUCUACUGUUAAUGCACUGCUGUAUUAAGUAGUAACUGCCAUUUUGAACGUCAGAAGUAAAUGACACAUGAAUGGAUGCUUUCUGAGCUGUUUAACAUCAUAACUAUAAUCUUCUUGAAUUAGAUGUCUGUGUUUUCCUGGAGGUUUCUCUGUGGUUUAAACAUUUUCUUCCUGUGUGUUACAGUUCCUUAGCCACCCUCUUGUCAUAUUCAUCUUUUACUCCUGAAUCCUAAAUAUUCGAUUGGCUCUCCGUCAAUUAUCAUCAAACUCUUGGGUGUUUCGAACUAAUCCGAGUUUUGUUUGCAUCAUUAGACAUCCAUUAACUUUCAACCACAUCAUUUGUUAUUGAACUAGUGUCAUCCUCAAGUUUUACCUGUAUACUUUGAUUCUUGCUCAGGUCGUGUUCUUUUUUUGUUCUUACAUUUUAACACAUUUUUAAGGUGCAGAAUAAUUUGUUUUGUCAGUUGACACUUUUUACAGUCCAGUAGUUCAGUACAGUUUUUGUAUGGUUGUUUGAGUACAUGUGGCAGAUGAAGAAAAAAGUUCAGUUUCUAAAGAAAAAAAAACACAUACAUGAUACAAUACAAUUUUAAUAUGUUGUGUAACUGUGUCCUCUGGCCGUUUUCAUUAUUUGUCCAACUAAAGUGCCUUGUUUUUAAAAAAAUUUUUUUUACAGGAGUCUGCCGUGUGUAACUUAAAAAUUCAAAGCAGACAAGCUUUGGGAAAUAAAAGCCAUUUUCACUGGAA